CUCUUUCAUUUGCAUCAGCAUCAUCAAAGCUUAAUUGAUUCCUCACUCAAUCCGUCUCUCUCUUGAUCUCUCUAUCAUUCUGUCACUCCUCACAUGGCUCGUUCUUUGAAUCAACUUGUUUCUUUCAUCUUCGUCGUCUUCCUCCUCCUUCUGGCCUCAGGGAUGGGGCCAAGAAUGGUGGCAGAAGCAAGAACAUGCGAGUCAAAGAGCCAACGCUUUAGAGGGAUUUGUGUGAGGUCCUCUAACUGUGCCUCUGUCUGCCAGUCGGAGGGCUUUUCCGAUGGCCAUUGCCGUGGCUUCCGCCGUCGUUGUUUCUGUAGCAAACAAUGCUGAGUCAUUCUGAAAUGUGUUCACAUCUUGCCUAUGGGGAAGAGAAGAUCAUGAUGUGUGCUUGUGUGUUGCAGAAUAAUUUGUACCCUCCCUAUAUAUAUUGGGUACUUUCUUUUAUGUAACCUAUGUUCAAGUAUCUUAAAUCUAUUACAUGCUAGUAUGCUACGAAAUCAAAUAAUUUUAUAUCUAAAAACUUGUCCUUUUUUCA
Molecule: messenger RNA, 538 nt
Organism: Prosopis cineraria
Lineage: Eukaryota; Viridiplantae; Streptophyta; Magnoliopsida; Fabales; Fabaceae
Product: defensin Ec-AMP-D1-like
Exons: 2
Coding region: 94-333 (79 amino acids)
Biological process (GO): defense response
Source: RefSeq, a predicted model, not a curated record